UGAAUCAGGUAUAGACAUGUCCUAAAUACCUUCCUGGUCGGCUGACAUUGAAGAAAUGGUAAAAGAGAACUAAACUUUUGUCGUAACAAAAUCAACAGGUCAUGGCAUCCAGUAAACCUAUUCCAUGUGGACCUUGUAUAGAAGGAAAAGUAAACACUAAAGCUGACAUCUGGUGUUACAACUGUGAUGAAGGAUUAUGUUCAACAUGUUCUGGUCAUCACAAAAGAUCUAAAUUGUCACGUGAUCAUAAAACCAUUGAUAUUAAAAGUUAUAACCCAUCUGUCCAAACUAUUAGAACAGAAUGUGACAAACAUGGUCAACAGCUCACCUUGUAUUGCCCGAGUCAUUUAAUGCCUUGCUGUGAUGAAUGUAUUUCCAACAGUCAUUCAAAGUGUAUGGGAAUAAAAAGUUUAGCUAGCGUUGUGGAGAAAACCAAGAUUGAAAAAUCUAAAGAAUCUGUAGAGAAAGAAAUUAACUCCAUCUUACAACUCUUAGGUAAAAUUGUUAAUAACAAAUCACAAAACAUUAAAAGAGGAGAACAAGAAUAUAAAAGCAUUAAAGAAUUCAUUGUGAAAAUACGCAGUGAAAUAGAUAAACAUUUAACCCACCUAGAAAUGAAGAUCUACCAAGAAGCAGAUACCAUCUUGAAUCAGGAAAGAUCAAAAGCAACAGACUUAAUCACUGAAAUUGAAGGAAAACAGAAAAACUUAAAGAAAAUGCAAGACCAACUUCAUACAGUCAUACCACAUGCCUCAAAACUCCAAUCAUUUCUAGGGGUACAUCAGAUAGAACAACAAGUACAUCAAUGUCAACGAUACAUAGAUAAUCUUGAAAAAGAUCACAGGGCUAAAGAAUUUACCAUCAAAAUGGAGGAAAAUAAUGAAGUAGAAAAGAUAAUAAAAAAUUUGGGAUCCUUAGGAGAAUUAACUGUUACUAAAACAGAUAUGGAUUUGAAGAAAGAAACAAAUGUGAGAAGGGAAGCACAAGUAGAAUCACAAGAACAAUCCAGCAUAAACAACAUGACCAUGAACAUUGAGAAAACAAUAAAGAUCAACACGGAUAAGCUGGUGAGUGACAUGAUUUGUCUGAUGGAUGCAAGACUUAUAAUAGUGGAAUCGAAUGACAAAGUUAACCUACUUACUCCUGAUGGCAAACUACUGAAAGAGUUACCUAUACCUGGUGAAGCAUUCAGUGUGACACAGAUCAAUCAGAACACUAUUGCUUUAACUUAUCCUGAUGAGAAAGCCAUUAAGAUCUUCAAUAUGGAGAAUGAAACAGUAACCAAAGUUAUCACAUUAGAUAAAGAAUGCGGUGGAUUAUCAUCAUCAGAUAAUUCUCUUGUUGUAGGUUUGAGUGAUGAUGAAGUUCGUAUUAUAGACUUAGAAGGAAAUACACUGAAGUCAAUACAAGUUGAGUGUGCAUCAGACCUGGAUUACCUUGUUUACUGUAAUGACAGAGUAAUCUAUAGUGACUACAGUGGUAAAGCAGUACACUGUGUUGAUCAAUCAGGUAAACAGAUCUGGCAAUAUACACAGGAUUUAUCAGGACCAAUGGGACUUUGUACAGAUACCUAUGGUAACAUUAUUGUAGCAGACCAGUCCACUCAGAGAAUAAUAGUUAUAUCAAAAGAUGGAAAGGAAAGUAAAGUACUGCUUAGUGAUGGACCGAAUUAUCCUAGAUGUAUUUGUUUGAAACAAAAAGAGUCUUCCGGUUUUAUAUGUGAUGGCAGGGGCAAAAACUUGACACAAUUCAAUUUAUCUUCUGGAUAAAAUAUAAAGCAACACCGAGGAAACAAAUGUUAUAACCUGACAUUGAUACAUGUACUAAAAAUAACAACUUUUUAUUCAUAUUUAUUUCAAAAAAAUAUUCUUCAGGUUUAAAAUGUGAUGAGGAAUAUAUUCAAUUUAUCAUCUGAAUAUUGAAGUCAAAAGAUUUGACAUGACUUUGAUACAUGUACUUAAACUAACAACUUUUUAUUUAUAUUUAUUUUUAAAAAAAAUAGUCUUUAGAUUCAUUUGUGAUGGAGAAGGCAAAUACUUGACAAAAUUCAAUUUAUCUCCUGAAUAAAA
Molecule: messenger RNA, 2069 nt
Organism: Mytilus trossulus (common blue mussel)
Lineage: Eukaryota; Metazoa; Mollusca; Bivalvia; Mytilida; Mytilidae
Exons: 2
Coding region: 102-1769 (555 amino acids)
Molecular function (GO): ubiquitin protein ligase activity; zinc ion binding; protein binding
Source: RefSeq, a predicted model, not a curated record